AUGAGAGUGCAGGGAAGUGGGGAAGAGGGGGUGGCCGCCAGGCUCCUCCGCUUCCCUGGGUCCACGGCGGAUCCCUCCCGCUUGUCAGGAGGCGGCCAGCGGGUAAGCGGACUGGCGGAAAUGCGAGAGAGGAGAAGGGAAAGGUGGAGGGCUAAAGGGGGCAAACUGAGGGGAGGCGGGUCCCGCAACCGAGACUGGGAUCGUCUCCCCUCCGCAAAGCGAACCCAAAAUGGCGGCGGGAGCGGCGGCGGCGGCGGCGGCAGCAGCAGAGUGGCGGCGGUGGCGGCGGCAGCUCCUCCAGAGGGAGGGAGCGAAGGGCGCCUAGCGCCCCCAACCUCCCACUCCUCCCUCCUCGCGUUCUUCCCCACCGUCCCCCGCUCCGCCCGACUCCGUCCGCGUAGCGCGCACGCCCGCCCGCACGCGUACGAGUGUCUACGGGCUCGUCGCUGGCUGCUCCCACCAACCACCACCUUCGGCCGCCCCGCGCGCCAGCCAGCCCGUACGCGCUCACCCACAGGAACCCCCUCGUCCAGUCCCUCACUCCCCCUCAGGCCCUGUCAAGCCGGCGCCGGCGCAGGCCCUCACGCGUACCUUCAACGGCGCAAGCCCAAGCCUCCUCCUCCUCCUCCUCCACCUCCUCUUCUCUCCUCCCCCCCCUUCCCCGCCCCCACGGCCACCAACCGCCGCCACGGCCGCCGCCGCCGCCGCCAGCCCCCCCCACCACCCUCCACCCCUCGCGCGUGCGCCUCCCACAAUCCCCCCCGCGGGACUGUUCCAUUCCUGUCGGCUGCAGGGGCAGGAGAGGAAGGGACGGGCCGAGCGGGUCGGGGCUUGCCGUUUGACUGGAAUUGCCAGAAUGGCGGACCGAACCCCACGACAACCUACCUCCCUGGGCUCCUCGCCGCGGCGCUGCGGCUCGCCUCCCCCUGCUCCUCCUCCUCCGCCGGAUCGCGGCGAGCGGAUCGAGGACUGCCUAGCGCCCCUCUGCCCACCGGUGGUUGGAGGCCGCGGCGGCUGCGCGUUGAGUCGUUUCCUGCCGGUUGACCUGAGCCUACUUCGCAGUAGCAGGACCGCUGCUUUGGAGCUGGUCCCAGGCGGUGUGUGCCGGUCGCCUAGUCUGGAGAACUAGUCCUCAACUCACGGUGAAGGAAUGGACCGACACGGGUAUUGUACCGCUGAGGGAAAGGAGCGGGACUCCGGACCUCCAGGAGGUAGGGAGUGAGGCCAGUAGGACCGGCGCGCCUCCGGGGGAAUUCCUCCCGGGCGUUGAGUUGCCAACCUGGGACCCGAGGAAGAUCGGCGUGGUGGUGUGCUUUUUGUUGUUGUUAACCCUCCUCGGAUUUCUCGAAUUUCACACCGCUGUCCAUAUGCGAUGAUGUUUGUUUGCCCUUGACGCACUUACUCAUGGAUGGUACUUCUUCAGCCUCGUUAGACAGCCUGGUGAUGGAGGAUGAAGAAACCAUGUGCUUUUCAUUCAGUUCUGGACUUAGUCUCCCUUUUCUUCCUUCAGCAAGUUAUUUUUGUUAGUUCCUUAUCAAAAGUGUACAUAAAAAUUAGGCAACUCCAAACAUGCCUCCAGGGUUAAUGUGUGAAAUAAUAAGAUAAUAUAUGUAAAGUGGAAUUAGCUCCUAGGCAUAGGGAAAGUGCAGAAUAUUGCCGUGUUGUCAUUUACAGUUCUGUUGAUGUCGAUAACGUUUGUGGGUGUAAUUGGUAGUGUUCUGUCCCUCCAAGGAGUUAAUAAAACAAAGCAAACAUA
Molecule: messenger RNA, 1756 nt
Organism: Gorilla gorilla gorilla (western lowland gorilla)
Lineage: Eukaryota; Metazoa; Chordata; Mammalia; Primates; Hominidae
Product: WAS/WASL-interacting protein family member 1-like
Source: RefSeq, a predicted model, not a curated record